This is a messenger RNA of Jaculus jaculus (lesser Egyptian jerboa), 1279 nucleotides long. RefSeq names its product abhydrolase domain containing 14A (gene Abhd14a). Bases 393 to 1118 code for a protein of 241 amino acids. The record is from RefSeq and is a predicted model, not a curated record. NCBI's taxonomy places the organism in Eukaryota, Metazoa, Chordata, Mammalia, Rodentia, Dipodidae. The transcript is spliced from 5 exons. Gene Ontology annotation, cellular component: cytoplasm.
GACGCUUGCGCGCUCUGGACCCCUGGGGUUCUUCUGUCGCCUGCCGGUUUCCCCAAACCCCUCAGUGCUUUCCGAUCGUCACAUAUCUGCUGUCCCUUAUAAUCCUCACCACCACCCCGCACCCCAGCGCCAAGUCAAGCCUGUAGCUAAAUGCCCAGAAUGUUUGAGUGCAAGGUUGCGCCUCACAGUGCGCACCAGGUGGCCUCGAUCGCUUCCUUGAUGGCUCAGAGCCUGUUUCUGAACCUGUAGAAUGAGUCCGAAUAAUGCCAGCUUCGGCGAGUACCACCGGAAAGGAAUGAAAGUCGUCUUCAUCCAGUGCAAGGGAAGGGGCGAGGGCUGCAGCUCUUCCUUAGCCUGCCUCUCCUCUCCUCCAGACUGCGCUCCUCUCCUCCAUGAGCCGGUACCAGGCAGCCUUGCUGUGCCUAGGCCUGUUCAUCCUACUACUGUAUGUGGGGCGGCCGGGCCCCCUUGAGCAGACUUCCUGGCUCUGGGGAGGCCCCAAUGUCACAGUCCUGGCUGGUCUCACCCAAGGCAACGCCCCCAUCUUUUACCGCGAGGUGCCGCCACUGCACCGUGGGCGAAGGGUGGAGGUGGUGCUACUCCAUGGAAAGGCCUUUAACUCCCACACGUGGGUGCAGCUGGGCACACUGCAGCUGCUGUCGCAGAGGGGCUACAGGGCUGUGGCCCUUGACCUUCCAGGUUUUGGUAACUCGGCACCUUCCAAGGAGACAAGCACGGCGGCUGGGCGAGCCGAGCUGCUGGAGCGGGUGCUGCAGGACCUGGAGGUGCAGAAGGCCGUGUUAGUGAGCCCCUCUCUGAGUGGCCGCUAUGCUCUGCCCUUCCUGAUGCGAGCCCACCAUCAGCUACGUGGAUUUGUGCCCAUUGCACCCACCUCCACCCAGGACUACACCCCAGAGCAGUUCUGGACUGUAAAGACCCCAACUCUUAUCCUUUAUGGGGAACUGGACCACACCCUGGCACAGGAGUCGCUACGUCAGCUCCGCCACCUGCCCAACCACUCCGUGGUGAAACUACCAAAUGCGGGCCAUGCCUGCUACCUCCACAAGCCGCAGGACUUCCACCUCGCCCUGCUGGCCUUCCUUGACCAUUUGCCUUGAACUAGCCCACUUCCCAGGUGGGAAGUGGCUUUGAAGGGUUUAACGGCACUCUCUAACCCUAACCCUCCCUGGCUGGGGUUGGAGGACUGAGGGCAGAUAGGCCCAGCCAGGAUUGCUCAUUUCAUUUCACAGGUGCAAUAAAUAAAAGUGUAUUUGUCUUA